Molecule: messenger RNA, 9567 nt
Organism: Nezara viridula (southern green stink bug)
Lineage: Eukaryota; Metazoa; Arthropoda; Insecta; Hemiptera; Pentatomidae
Source: the annotation of a GenBank genome assembly
CGAGUGGUAGCUGUCGUUUGGUUUGGUUCUUGCUCACCAUAUUGCCUGUCCGCUAUUCGUUUUUUUCUUUCUCAUUACUGUGAUAAUAGCACGUUACCUUACGUUCCGUUCAUUACAUUCUAUCAGAUAGUUGUAAUAUCGUUAAUACGCUGUUAAUUAAAUAAAAUAAAAUUCGAUCGCCAUGACUACCAAUAUACAACAGGGCACAUUAUUAGACGUGUUGAAGAAAAAAAUGAGGCAGACGAAAGAAGAAAUGGAAAAAUAUAAAGAGGAAUGUGAAGAAUAUCACAAAAGGUUGCAGCUAGAAAUCAUGAGGAGGGAGGAAGCUGAGAGCGAGGUCGCCGCCCUCAACAGACGUAUCCAACUGUUGGAGGAGGACCUCGAAAGGUCUGAGGAAAGAUUGGCCACCGCAACAGCUAAACUGGCCGAAGCCUCCCAAGCAGCAGAUGAGUCCGAAAGGAUACGGAAAGCAUUGGAGAACAGGACAAAUAUGGAAGACGACAGGGUGGGUAGCUUAGAAGCACAACUCGCCCAGGCCAAACUCAUCGCCGAAGAAAGUGACAAAAAAUAUGAAGAGGUAGCACGGAAGCUUGUCAUGAUGGAACAGGACUUAGAGAGGGCGGAAGAAAGAGCCGAACAAAGCGACCUAAAAAUUGUAGAACUUGAGGAAGAACUCCGUGUUGUUGGUAAUAACUUGAAAUCACUGGAAGUGUCAGAAGAAAAGGCGACACAGAGGGAAGAAAACUUUGAGGAACAAGUUAAAGCCUUAUCAGCGCAAUUAAAAGAGGCUGAAGCUCGCGCUGAAUUCGCCGAGCGUUCCGUUCAGAAAUUGCAGAAGGAAGUUGACAGGCUGGAGGAUGAUCUCGUCGUCGAGAAGGAGAAGAACAAACUGCUCCAAGAAGAGAUGGAAGCCACCCUCCAUGACAUACAGAACAUAUGAAAUAGUUGUCGAGAAGGAAAAGUACAGAGACAUUGGGGAUGGCCUGGACCUCGCCUUUGUAGAGUUGUACGGAAUCUAAUAACAAAAAUUAAAGAAACAAAACAAAAUCAGUUAAUCAUUGUUUAAAAAUUAAAAAAAAAAAGACAAAAAAAAACAUAUGACGUUCAAACAUGAAUUCGGUCAGAGAGAGAGAGAGUACUUUACCGAAAAACAAAAAUAUAAAUAGCUGCCCUCAUUAACUCAGAAAAAUAUUUUUAUUUUUUUCAUUUUUAUAAUUUAACUUUUGUGUGUAUGUGUGUGUGCCAUUAAUAGUAGCUUUUGAAUUGAUUUUAUUUAUUUCUCUAAUUGAUCACAUGACAUGAUUAUUACACACGCACAUCUUCUUCAAGGGCACAUUUCUGUGUAACACGAUGCUCCACGCUUGUUUUUUUUGUUUUUAUUUUUCAAAUUGCUUUAUCAGCUAAUAUUUGUGUAUUAUCAGGGUUCAAAACUUAUUUUUUUCUCUAUUUAUUUUAUUUAUAUUUUUUUUUUGUUUGUUAAUUUAUAUAUCAGCUCAGUUAAUGAAGCUGAGCUUGAAUGUACAGCCUUAUAACUAACCAGAUCGCUUUAUUUAACUUCUAAUUAAUGAAAGGUGUUAUGAUUACAUUUAAUUAUAUGCUAUUACCGUUUUCUCUCAAAAAUCUUUUAUUUAUUUGUUGAAUUCAUUCAAAAUUCUAUAUAUAUAUGUAUAAAUAUAUAAUAAUUUAAAAAAAAAUGUUUAAGUUAAUAUUUUUAUAAUAUUAAUUAUUCUUACUUAAAACAUGGUGCGAAAAUAAUUUUUGAAUUUAAUUAUAAAUCUUAUAUAUAUUGUUCAUUUUUUUUUUCAUUACAAAAUAGUAAUUUAUUGUAUAAAAUAUUAAGAAAAUUGUUAGAUUCAUUUUUCUUAACUGUUUAAAGUUUUAUUUAGUUAAUUUUUUCCCAUUUUUCGACACUUUCGACCGGAAGUGACGACCAAUUCAUUAUUUAUGUUUUUUUGUACAGCUCCCUUCGUAGGUUCCUUAUAAAUUCUUUAGAUUAUAUAUUUUAUUAUGAUUAUUAUAUUAUUCUUUAUUAUAUUGUAAGAGCAAUAAAAACUGCCAUUGUAUUUCUUUUGUUUUUCUUCUUUUUUUUUUUUUUUAAUAUUUCCUUUUUGUGUGUGUUUGUCUAACUUUUUUUCUCUGAAAUAUACGUGCAACAUAGCUCUAUUAACACUUAAUAAAGAAUACAAAAUGUGUAAUUGUAAAGAAGAAGCAUUCAUCAAAACUGCUAUUUAUAUCAGGAAUUAGCAUAUUUUGUUUUGAUUUUGGCUGCUUAUGUCGCAACAAAUGGCUUUAAUGAAAUAGAAUAGAAAUUCCUUUAUUCUAGGACUAAUGUCCGUCCCCCUUCAAAUAAAUAAUUUAUUAUUAUUUACCUGAAUAUAUUUUUAAAAUUAAUAAUGAAUAAAUUAGAUAAAGUAAUUAUGAAACUUAAUCAAUUCUUGCAACUUGUUAAUUUGAUUCUAUGCGAAAUUAUGAUUCUUGGAUAGAUAAAAUAUUGGUUUUUAAUGUAGAAAAAGUAUGAGCAUUGCCAACUGAAGUUUGAAAAACUUAAUAAUUAUUGCUAAUUCCUGAUUUAUGUCUCUUCUAUUUUGCUUACACAAUUAACUGAACAUAUUGCCAUUGUAUUUGGUUUUGUUUUGUUUUUACUUUAUUUGGUGAUGAAAUAAUGCUUAUUUCAAGACAAGGAAUAUGUUUAUUUAAAUAAUGAUUUAUUUUUUAAAGCUAUGUGUUAAUUAACAUCUUAAUUAUUCAUAUAUUCUGUGAUGAGACAAGGACUAGCACAACUUAUAACCUCCAAACUAUUGUAAGACUAAUGCUCAGAUUAAGACAAAAACAACUUAGCUUAAACCACAUUCAUUAAGCACCUGUUUGUUACUUAAAUAUCACAAUAACAAUAUCCUUCUAUAGAAGUUAAAGAAUCUAUUAUGUGAAAUUCUGAGGCAUUUAUGAAUGAAAUAUUUCAUUGAUUCAGUAAAAAAACCACUCGUCGAUCAAUAUAUUUAAAUAUCGCAAAAUGAACCUCCUAAAUACAUUAAGGAUUGGGAUAACUGAGUAAGUAAGACACUCUGCUGCUAUCCCCAAUCUGUCUUUUACAAAUAACCAUUCUGUUUCAUCACCUGUAGAUUAUUAUUUUAACUUUUUUUAAAUAAUGAAAGGGAAAAUGAAUAGGCUUAAGUACAGUUAUUUUUCCUUUGAACAACAAGAAAACUUAGUUAAAGAUGAAAAACAAUAAAUAGAAACAAAACAGUAUUUAUUAAAAUAAUUCUUAAGUUAAUAAGAAAGGAAAGAGAAGAAUUCAUUUCAAUAAUUAAACCACAAAAUGUCGAUCCUGGUCUAAUUUUGCAUAAAAGUUGUUAACAACUAAUAAAAUGUAACAGUUAUCUAUGAAAUUAUUGAUUGUAAUAUGCUAUUAGAUGACAGGAGGUUGUUGAAAAUAAAAUGUCUCAUUUUGACUGUUCUAUUCCCUAUCAAUUAAAAAAGUAAAUAAUUAUAAUGAAAAAAUGUUUGUAAACUUACCAAAUUUUUAAUUUAGGUAAUAUUUAAAACGUAUGGGAAGGGAAAGAUUUGAUUCACCUUGUGAGAAAUCCAUCGUUUUAGAUAGAAAAACAACUCUAUUCUGGGAUUAAGUCCCUUUAGAAUAAUAAAAUUGUAAAAAAAAAAAAAAAAAAGAUUACUUCUGUCCUAAAAAUUUGACACAAUGCAUAACAUUUAAAAAACAAAAUAAAGAAAGAAAACCUUAAGUGAAUAAUCUAUAAAUAAAACUAUUUACAAAACAAAACACUAGAAACUAUGAACAAAGCAUUUAAAACUAUACAUAAUGGUAGAACAGCAUAAAUAUACACUUAAAGAAAUUAAGAAAGAAAAAGUUUUAGAUGCAUCAAUGAAAAUAUUUAAUUAUUGUUAGUUAGGUAAUGAAAACAGGUAUUCAGACUUUUAUACAAUAUAAUUAUGUGAUUUCUUGCUGCUGUCACCAUUCCCCAAAUUACAGCUUUUUGUUUUGUUUUUUAUCAACUUCAUUGUAGAUACCUAAAUUUUUUAGUAGAGAUAAUAAUUACAUAAAACUUUUUUAAAUUAAAAAGUCUCCGUUUCCUCUUGACAGUUUAUUUUAAAAUUUUACUAAUUUUUCCUAUUAUACUCAUAUGGAAUGUUGUUAGCCAGCACAUUGCAUUUUACAUUACUUAAUAUUUAUUCUUUUUAGUUUUAUAUUUUAUCUCAACAGUUUAUAAAUAUAUAAAGCUGUAUUUCAAUUAUUAAGUACACAGAUAAUUAAAAAUUUCAUAAGUGAAUAAAACAAAAACUAAUAGCAAUGUAUUAAAAUUGGUAAUUUUAGAAUUGUCAAAAUAAUAUUUUGAGUAAUUGCCUAAAGAGGGCAGCACAAAUCGAGAAAUUGUUAAUUAAUAGUUCUUAUUAAUGCCACAAGAGGCCAGCACAAUACAGCGCUUAUUGCGGGAAUUUCUAGCUCCGAAAAUUUUAUUUUGUAAUAGGAUAGUGGGAAGCGGUAGGAGCUCAACAGAAACGCCAGCUCCUAGUCCUGUAAGUGCUGCCACCAUGCGGUAGUUGGGUGAACUAUCCCAGGCGACCAGGAGCAGCCUGAUCAGCUUAGCUCCUAGGGGCUCCUGCUCUCCUAUUACAAAAUAAAAUUUUCCUGGUUGGAAUUCUUGUAAAAAUUGGCUGCCAUCUUGUGGCAACUGCUACUUUUUAGGAUUCUUGAUUUGUGCUGCUAUCUUUCGAUAGUUUUUAAAACCUACCUUUUUUUAAAUUUUAAUUUAUUGCAUAUUUCUGUUAUUUUGCUCUAUAUUUAAAAGAUAGAAAAAAAUGAUUUUUUGUUUAUUUUGUAAUAUUUUUUUUUUUAAUAUUUCCUCUUAAAGUUGAUUUCAUAAAUUCUUACCUUUUAUAAUAUAAUAGUGAAUAUGUAAAGAGUAAAAUUAAUAUCCUAAAACUUAGGUUUUUCAGUUCAUCAAACUUUGUGAUUAAUAUUAAAAAAUAUUUAAUUUACAAAUACUUGAUACAGGUAAUUUCCUGCAUUAAAGACAAUAAAUUAAUAUUCUAUGAAAUACACUAAAUUGAAAGUCUCAGAUGCCUCUUAUCAUCACUUCAUAAUGUUUUCAUUUUUUUAAUUACAAUGUUUUCACAAUAAAAGUGGGACGUGUCUCUUUUUUCUCUUAGCGAUUUGUUAUAACAAUAAAAUACUAAAUAUAGUCUAUGUAAAAAAUAUAUAGGAAAUCGAGAGCAUACAUCUAACAUAAAAUAAAAUAUCAUUGAUUAUCGAAUAUAAUAUAAUUGAUCAAAAACCAAAUUGAGGUAAAAAUCUCAAAAAGGUAAGACGUAUGAUGGGGAAAGAAUUUAUAAAAGUGAAAUAAAUUUAAUUUUAAUUAUCAUAUAUAACCAUUACAUUAAAAAAGGUUGCUUGGAAAUGGUAAACAUAAGAUUAAGGCACGGAAACAAAAAGAUAAACAACAAAUAUUUUAUGUUCAAUAAUUACAUUCAUAAUUUAUAUCCAUGCAUUCACCAACACAAUCUAAUCACAUCUUAACUUAAGAUUCCGAUACAUUACAACUCCAAUGAAAUGAAUAUAAAUUUAUUUAUGUUGGAACUUCAGAUUCAUAACUAUAACUAAUGAACCACAAAUAGGCAUUAAAGAAAUAGAUUGUGAUAUCAUUAAGUUGGCGCUUUAUGAUAUCACAAUUUUCUUAACUUUAUUUUGAUUAUACACAUGCUGACUAGUUGAUAUGCAAAAUAGAAAUCACAUUCGCUAAACAAGCAUAAUCUAAUCUAAUUAUCUCGCAUACCGUUAAUUUUUUCUUCUACUAAUAUUGAUGACUAUUAUGAAAUGAAACAUUUUGUUUUCAGAAAACUAACUUAAUGUUAACCAUAGACAAUUAUGAGCGCUAUGCAAUCCUGUUACAAAGUUAUUUUUACACUUCUUUUUUCAGUCAUAUAUUCUCCACUACACAUUAAAAUUGAGCAUGUAUUAUAAACUGCUAUAAGAUGGAGUUUAUUAUAGCAGAUCUACUGGUUUAAGCUUCAGUUACUUACGAAUGGUUUGCAACUAUAAUAAUAAUGGCAACUACUGCUUCAUAUGUUUGUUAUAAUCAUGGAAUAUUUUCUAGAUUUAGUCAUGUUUUAAAAAAGCUUCACAUUGCUAACUUUAACCUGCUGAAUAUGGAAAAUUCAGAAAUGGCUCAAAACCAACCAUGUGCUCUGAUAAUCACAUUCAAAAGAUAUAUCAUUCUGGAAGGGCGACUAGAUUUUUUUUUUCUUUUACAAUUAUUUUACAUUGUUUACAUUAUUUUGCCAAUUACAGACGAACUUGUCCACGAAAAGGAGAAGUACAAAUACAUCUGCGACGACCUCGACCAGACCUUCUCAGAACUUGUCGGUUAAAAUUAUUUUCAUGUCUUCAAGAAAUACUAUUUUACACGCCAGCCUUUUGUUCCAGCAGAUUGCCAAGUGUAUUUUCUGAUAUUUAUCUAAUUGUUAUGUAACAUUAUGUACAUGUUUAAAAUUUUAAAAAAGUAUCUGUAUUGUUGCUCAUUGUUCUGUUUGGAUUAUUUAAUAUUUGAAAAGCUAUUCGUUAAGUUUGCGAUUGUUUUUUGUAAUUCAUUUACAAUCAUACUAUAUUUUAAAUAGCUUUGAAAAAUUAUGUGGCUGUAUAUUUUUUUAUACAGGAUAAAUUGUUCAUUGUUCUACCACAUACUUGUAUAAUUUAAGGCUCAAAUACACGAAUAUAUUUAAUGUUUUCAGUUUUUGCACUUCCUUUUAUUUUAUUCUUUUUGUCCUAUGCUUAUUAUUUGUAUUUAUUUAUCACAAUUCUAUGCUUAAAUAGCAUGUUUUGAUGGUGGUCUAUGUGGUCGAGCAUGUAAGCAAGCUUAUUUGUAGUAGGUAGAAUUUUAUUUAUUUAUUAAUUUUUAUUAUAGUUAAAUAUCUGCUUUAUUUGUAACUGCUAUUUGGGUAAGCACUCAUAAAGAGAAAGCUCAGUCCAUUAUUAUAUUGUUACAUUUGCUCAAUAAAAGUUCUAGUCAAGAUUCUCUGUUGAAGAAAUUGACUUCUACUUUAUUCAUAUAUUCUUUUUACAUUUCGAACGAAAAUUUAAAUUUUAUCGAUUAGGUAUUAAUAUAUUUGAAAUUACUAUGAAAGUUACUAUAAUACAUAGAUAGAUUGAUUAUUAAAAAAAAUACGGGGAUAUCAAGCAACUUAAUUUUUCAGAUAUCUUAAAUUCCACAUUCAAAUAUAAAUAUCUGUAUCUAUAUUUAAUAACACAUUAGAUAUUAUCGAUAAAGUCUCAUACCCAGUUAGAAUUAAUGGAAUUGGGGAGACACCAAUAAAUUUUCUGUUAUAGAUAAAUUAAAAUUAUUGUUUAGUAUAUCAGGAUCAAUAUAUUUAUUAAAAUAAUUACUAGUAUUUUUUUUCUUAUUAUAAUUAGUAAAAUUUUACUUCAAGUUAAUUUUUUUCUUGAUCAUAAAGUUGAAGUUUUGGUUUGGAGUAUAAAAGUAAUCCCUUUGUAGAUAGAUUUAGAAAUAUUCAUCAGUUCAGUUUAAUUUAACAGUUUUACAUACAAUUUUCACAAACAAAUAGCAAAUUAAUCAAGAGACUAUAUUCUAGUUCUCAUUAGUGUCCAAAAAUGAUACACUAUUGUUUUGAAUGAUGAUUGAACAAAAAUGAAAAAUAUAUAUUGCAGAUGAUUUGGUCUCAGAAAAACAACGCUACAAAGCAAUUGCAGACGAGAUGUUGGAAACAUUUACUGAUCUGAAUUGCUGAAGGAAAAAUUACAGGAUCAUCAUGCCUUACAAUGGAGGAGCAUAUUUUAAGAAUUGAUGUCGCAAGUUUCGCUGUUAAAUUUUAACACAUAAUUAUUUUUAAAUUAGGACUUGAGAUUUUAUAAGUAAAUGGACAUUCAAUUGGUAAUUUCAAAUUUGUCAUUUUUCAAUGAGCUCUUUCAUAUCAGUUUGAAAUCAUAACAAAAUGUAAUAUUGAUUUUAUUUUAGACAUUCCAUUUUUAAUAACUUGGAUAAUGGUACUAUUUUCUUGAACAGGAGUGGGUAUAUUCAUUUUCCAUUCAAAAAUUUUAAUAGAUAUAUAAAAUGUCAUUUUAAAAACAAUAUUGAUAAUUCAACUAUUAGCUCUAGAUAAACUUAUUUCCUUAUGGUCUCGAGUUUUUAAAAUUUUAAGUGAGUUCAUCCAAUGAUAUACAUUUGCAUAAUUUCUUUUAUUGGAGCCAUCAUACAAUAAUCCUUCUAACGAGUUACUUUACAAUCAUAAAUCUGGAAAAUAAAUUUAUAAUAAUAACUAUUUUAAAUUGGUCAGAGGUGUGGUCAAUAGACACAUACUAACCAUGGUAAUAGCGUCUAUUUUAUUUGACUAAGUUUCGACCUAUGACGUAGGUCCGCUAUCCCUCUACUCGCUCCUAUUCUCUACUUGUAAUCCUCAUAGAGAAUUCUCGGGCGUCCUCAGAACCUCCUACCUGUUCCUUAUUCAUGGGACACUAAUAGCAGAACUACUUUAUCUGUCGCUUUUUAAAGGUUUUUAGAUCAAGCACUUGCAACUUAUAAUCUGACUUUGUAAGUGGUCUCUCCUUGUUUGACCAUUCUAAGUAGGUACUUCAUCUAUGCCAGCUUGAUCCUACGAUGUGCUUCUUAAGCAUUUCACUUCUGUAUGGAAGAGUUACAAACUGCCUAGGACGUGUGAAGCUUUGUUUAUUUCCCUACAUUCUGGUCACCAUUUAAUUUUUUGCAAAAUUUGGAAACAUAUUACGUUCGUCUUGAUGUUUCAAAUUUCCUCUAAACCCUCAGCAAAUUAAUGUUUAAAUAUUGUAUGAAUUUUCUCAUUAAAAUAUAUGAUAACCUAAGAUGACAUAUUUGUUAAUAUUAAUAAUUUAUUAAUUCUCAAAAUAUUAACAUCUAGUGUACUAUUAUUUUGCUGAUUUCGGGUUUGAAAUAAACAGGACAGAUAUUUACCUUUUGCCCACACCUGUUCUGGAAUUUUAAAAUUUAUUUCAUUUUAAUAAAUUAUGUAUUAUUUUUAAUUUUAAAAGAAAAAACUUUAUGACCAUAAAAAAGAUAUGUAAUCAAAAAGUGAGUGAAGUUGUGAUAAAUAUAGAUUACAUGACUUAUGCUCAAUAUUGGACUAAAUUUUUUGAAGUUAAAAUAUUUUUUCUUUUUGUAGACCAACUGCCUAAUCAUUCUCUAGAUUCAAUAAAAUUAAAAUGAGAUAGUAUGAAAUUGAUAUAUAAAUGUAUUUUCAAAUCCUUUUGUGAUCAAAGGAUUCAUUACAGUAAUUUUCUUUAUCUAAGAGUUUUCAAAUCCUCACGUAAUGCUCUAUUUAUUUAUAUUAGUGAAAUUAAAUCAAAAUAAAUGCAAGGUUUACAGUUUCCAUAGUGAUGAAAAAAUUAAUCCAUGAUGGUUAAUAUUAAAUAGAAUUUUAAUAGCUUGUUUCUAAUUUUGCUUUUUACUGUAAUAAAUUUUCACUUAAUUGUAAUUCAUUAGUUAUUUAUUGAAACCUAUUUCUCAGUCUUAUCGAUUCCUAGGUGCUUUCAAUAUCCUGAUUAUUGAGAUUGAUACUUUGAUAAGCGAG